This is a messenger RNA of Cheilinus undulatus (humphead wrasse), 4106 nucleotides long. RefSeq names its product FHF complex subunit HOOK interacting protein 2B (gene fhip2b). The transcript is spliced from 18 exons. The record is from RefSeq and is a predicted model, not a curated record. NCBI's taxonomy places the organism in Eukaryota, Metazoa, Chordata, Actinopteri, Labriformes, Labridae. Bases 127 to 2283 code for a protein of 718 amino acids.
CGGAGGGGGUCAGCUGUUACUUUAGUUGUCAACAUGUCGCAACAGAUCAGCCGGUAGAUAACCGGUAAAUAACCGUUGAAUAACCGUUUUAACGGACGGUUGGUGUCGGUCGGUAAAGGCGGGAGGAUGGAGACGUUUAAUAAGCUAACCAGCAUGCUGCUGCAAGCGCUGGAAACGAGGGAGCCUACAGUGGAUCUGUUGGAGUCCUUUGUGGAUCACUGGAAAUCAGUCACUAAUUAUUACAUUGUGACUACAGAUGAUAAUCGUCCUGUCAAACAGACAGAUAUCCCCUGGCACCUCAAACAGAUGUUGGACAUCCUCAUAUACGAGGAGAAGCAACAGGGUGUGGAGCAGACAGGACCUUGUAUUGAGUACCUGCUGCAGCACAAACUGUUGGAAACCCUGUGCACUCUGGGAAAAGCUCAGUAUCCUCCAGGUAUGGUUCAGCAGGUCUUGGUGUUCUUCACUAAGUUGUUGGCUCAGAUGCAGAAGUGUCUGCUGGAGCUGGUCAGCGUCUACAGACCUGUUCAGAAGCUUAUUCGUCUCUGUGCACUUCCUGGAUCCAAGACAGAGAAGGAGGAGGCUCAGUUCUUAUUGGCCGUCUGCUCCAGAGUCAAACAGCAUCCGCACACGCUUAGAUAUGUUUUAGAGAUUCAAGAGCUACCAGGGAGUAAAACACUAGUUUCUGACCAAUCACAGGCCUGCACAGAAGCCUCCGAUCACACAAAAGGAAUAAAGCAACAAACACCCUCUGGACAGUCGGAGUCGUCUAGCUCCAACCCUGUCCAAUCAGAUUUUGGUCUGCUGUUAGCUUUGAUGCAGCUAACAAAAAGUCAGAGGGCUUCUGUGAGUCUGAAGGCCCAUGAGAGUCUGCUGCUGCUGUGCAGUCUGGAGUCUGAAUCUUCAGGGGAGAUUCUGUGUAACCAGACCCAGCUGGGAGAGCUGCUGGCUGGGAGGCUGCAGGAACUUUACUCCAUGCUGCCUGUGGAGGGUCUGGAUCCUGGAGAGGUGCGGAGCUGGCCUCAAACAGCAUGGAGUUCUCAGUUUUCCAGCCCUGAGCCCAAAUCAACUUCUCCUGCUUCUGAUCACAUGACACACUUUUUCUCCUGGUUGGACUUCCUGGAUCAGCUGAUGAGAGAAGCCCCUCAGGUGUUGGCACUGAAACUAUCUCAGUGUGUUCAUCAGCUCUGGUUGUUGGAGUCGGUUCAGCCUCAAUUACAGCAUACGUGUGAACCGGUUGUUCUGGUCUCGAUCUCCCUUCUCUGUGCCAUUGUCAGACUGGUUCAGUCUUCCUCCCUGCUGAAUCAGCUGGUUCAUUUUCUGCUGAGGACACAUCCUCUGACAAAGCUGCUGCUGCAGCGGUGUGACCACAUCUCAGACCAGAUCAGUAUGGCGUCUCUGUGUUUGGUGGAGGAGUUGCUACAGAAGCCUCACAGGGACAUUUUGGACAUCCUGGUGUUGAAUUUUCUACAGGGUCGCAGUUACCUGUCUUCAUCUGCGACAGGUGUGGAAGAACGACCACCUGAGAGCAAUGAGACCAACUAUGAUAGCGAUGAUCUGGAGGAGGACCCGUUCUUCUCUGACAGUUUGAUGUCUUCAGACAGUCAGCUGCUCCCUCCUCCUUUCUCUUUAUCCUCCUCCUCCUCUACUCCUCCGUCUCCCACUGGACUGGGAUCAGCUGCUGACAUUGUCAACAGCUUCCUUUGUUUAGUUCCUGUACAGGUUCGAUCAGCUCAGCUUCUGCAGGAAGGAGGCUAUGAGUCUUACGUCCAUGACGCUCAUACACUGGUAACAGAGUGUCAGUCUCUCUCUCAGUCGUGGGAUUGGCCGCUAAGUCUUCCUCCCGCCCCCUCCUCCUCCUCACAUGAGGUGGACGACUUCUUUGAAGGUCAUCUGCUAAAAGUUCUAUUUGACCGACUGGGUCGUAUGCUGGAGCAGCCAUACGAGCUGAACCUACAGCUGACUGCAGUUCUGUCCAGACUGUCGGCCUUCAACCACCCAUUGCUGCAAGAGUACCUGCUCAACCCAUACAUACACUUAUCUCACUACUCUAGGUCGCUCUUCUCAGUCCUCAUCAGGUUGAUGGGUGAGUUGAUGCAGAGGAUCCAGCUGAUUUCCAACCUGACAGACAGACUGUUGAAUGCAAGGAGACACCUGCUGGGACUUGACCAGAAUACUGGACUGGAGCAUCUGACCUUGUUUAGAGGAAUCAUUGUGCUCGAGGAGUUCUGUAAGGAGCUUGCAGCCAUUGCUUUUGUUAAAGUGCCUCUGGAGCAGCAGUGACUCCCCUGGACCAGCUUGAAAGGUGUAUUUUUAAAGGUACAUCCAAUCCACAGCCUGAAGACUGAAGGUGCAUUCAGCUGACAAAGGUACAGCUAAGUGGAUUGAGACUGAAGGACUAUUGCUGAUUCACCAGGAAACUUAAAACCUUCAACCCUAAAUGUCUCAUUGACUCAGCCUUAAUGAACUUAAUUCUGAGUUGAGUCUUAAUUCUCUCUCAGUCAGAGCCUGCACAUGCAGUUUUAGGUAUUUAUUAUAGUUUUUUAAAAUAUGAUAAUUCAGUCAGCACAAAUGACACAACUGAAGAAAGCAGAAGUCUGACAUGAUGGUGGUUUUGGAUCGGCUCCAGCCCCUUGUAACCCCAAUAUGGGACAAGCAGUGUAGAUUAUGGAUGGAUGGAAAAAUAAAAAAAAAAUUAGCCUAAUUAUCCUGGGAGAAGAUGAGGCUCAGAUACAGGUGGAGUUAAGGAGAUGAAGAUAAACUGUGGUCGACACAGUUGGAGGUUUAACCAUGAUGACUGGAUGAUGGAAAUAGACACCUGAUACCUGAUUGGAUAGCAAUUAAGGAGUGGAGCCUCACAGGCCUGCUUGAACAUGAACUCAGAAAACAUCACAUAAAAAAGAAGAAUUUGGAUUCUGCCCUCCAACAUUUCCAUUUAAACCAGUUCCUGCAGAGAUUUGGACCCGGCCAGUAGGAACAGGUGAUGCAUGAGGUCUAGAACAGCUUCUUGUCAGAUAUAUGACGAUGUGAUGACCUUUGACCUCUCCUCUCUUCCGUGAGGAUGUCAUGUCUGUUACGAGUCCAUCAAAUAUGAAAAGUUCUGGUUUACCGUUUUAUCACAGACAGGAGGCGAAAUGAAUCUGAAUCCCUAUGAUGUGCAAAUGAUUGUAACCUUACUGAUAAUGUCAUGAAGUUAGCUUUAAUGUAUUUCCUCCUAUUGUUGCCUUAAGAACUUAUCUUUGGUAAAAACAUUGUUCUUAAUUCAGUCAUGUGAAUCUGUGUCACCACCUCUGUACAGGUGAGUGACAAGAAAAUAUGUUACGUGCGCGUAAUAAUCUGACUUGAGAUAUAUUUAUAUACCAAAAAAGUUUGAACUUAUUCAAUUAAGUUAUGAUAUUAGAGUUAUAAAGCUCUAAAAAAAACAGAACACACUUGCAUUUUGCAAACUUUGAGAGUAUGGACAAAGUUGUGAGAUUUCUAAACAAACAGAUAAAAAAGGUUCAGACUGAGUGAUUAUACCUGCUGUUAUGUUUACUGUUUGUGUUUAAAUUUAGAAAUAAUAUAUUUAUAAUGCUUACCUGGCUGUUAUCUGCUGAUUUGCUGGUAUUUGCCAAAAGACUUUGAAUGUGCAACCUUUAUUUUCUUACGUUAAUACAUACUGCAAUACUUUGACUUUGGAUCAAAGGCUGAGAAUCAGUUUGUAUUUUUCGAUGUGAUGUUUAGUUUCUUCCAUGUUUUAAGUCAGCAAAUCAUUGCUGAUAUGUGUUUUAUGUUCUUUGUAUCAAAUGAGGGGUGUCAAGGAGGAAAGUGGUGACAUUGAUGCAGUCUGUUUUCCUUUAUUUUAAAGUUGUCCAAAAAUUUUUAAAAAGUGAAGCAGAAACAUGGAAACCCAAUAAAUUUGACUUUUUCAGAGGAAGAGCUACUGUGAAAACUUUAUGUAGAGUGUUUUUACUGCCUGCACUAUGGCUGUGUAUCAUGUAAAAGUGGAUCAAGGACAACUCGGUGUGAAUGUGGCUGAGAUAUUUUUCUAUCUACCUUCUGUGUUAAAGCUCCUUUGAGGAACUUAGGGUUUGUGUCUUUUUAAGAGACUCCUUUUUACCAAGUGG